AUGUCAUCGGCAGUGAAACAUUACGAAUUUAUUGUAAUAGGCGGUGGUUCUGGAGGUGUUGGUUCUGCAAGAAGAGCUUCCCAAUAUGGUGCAAAGACUUUGUUAAUUGAAGGUAAAAAACUAGGUGGUACAUGUGUAAAUGUAGGUUGUAUUCCAAAAAAAUUAAUGUGGUAUGCUUCUAACUUGGCAAAAAGUAUUACCGAUGCUCAUGAUUAUAAGCUCUUUGAAAAUUUACCAUUGAAUAAGGAGAAUUUGACCUUUAAUUGGAGAGAGUUUGUUGAUAAGAGAGAUAGCUAUUUAAGAGUACUUAAUGGAAUAUAUGAAGAAAAUUUGAAGAAAUUUGGCGUCGACAUUGACUUUGGUUGGGCAACUUUUGAUAAGCAGGGCCAUGUAGAAGUUUCUAAACAUGAUGGAACUAAAAAUAUUUAUUCUGGAGAUCAUAUACUGAUUGCAACAGGUGGAAAACCAAUCAUUCCAAAUCAAAUACCUGGGUAUGAAUUUGGUAUUGAUUCAGAUGGCUUUUUUUCGUUAAAGACUCAACCUAAAAAAACCGUAGUUGUUGGUGCAGGUUAUAUAGGGAUUGAGUUAGCUGGUGUCUUAAAUGGAUUAGGAACAGAAGCUCACUUGGUUAUUAGAGGUAAAACUGUUCUUAGAAAAUUUGAUAUUUUGAUUCAAGAAACAAUUACUGACCAUUACGUUGCAACUGGCAUUAAUGUCCAUAAAGAAGCGAAAGUUCAAAAGGUUGAAAAAAGAACAGACGGUAAGUUAAAUGUUACUCUAACGACAUCAGAAACAAUAGAGGGAGCAGACUGUAUAAUUUGGACCAUUGGAAGGAAGUCAUACUUGGACUUUGGGUUAGAAAACAUAGGAGUUAAAUUAAAUGACAAAGGUCAGAUAUUGACAGACGAAUAUCAGAAUACUAGUGUCCCAAAUGUUUACUCUUUAGGGGAUGUGUCAGGAAGGAUUGAACUGACGCCAGUUGCAAUUGCUGCAGGUAGAAAAUUAUCCAAUAGAUUGUUUGGACCUGAGAAAUUUGCUAAGGAUAAAUUGGAUUAUACUAAUAUUCCGAGUGUUGUAUUUUCCCAUCCUGAAGUUGGCACAAUUGGAUUAUCUGAAGCAAAGGCAAUUGAGCAGUUUGGUCAAGAGAAUUUAAAAAUAUACAAUACAAGUUUCUCAGCACUUUAUUAUUCAAUGUUACAAGAAAAAACACCUACCAAGUACAAAUUGAUAUGUGCAGGACCAACAGAGAAAGUAGUUGGUUUACAUAUAGUAGGUGAUUGUUCAUCUGAAAUAAUGCAAGGCUUCGGUGUUGCAAUUAAAAUGGGCGCUGUUAAAGCAGACUUUGAUAACUGUGUCGCAAUUCACCCUACUAGUGCGGAAGAGUUGGUGACAUUGAAAUGA
Messenger RNA from Vanderwaltozyma polyspora DSM 70294, 1401 nucleotides. RefSeq lists its product as uncharacterized. Gene Ontology annotation, cellular component: cytosol; mitochondrion. Gene Ontology annotation, biological process: cell redox homeostasis; glutathione metabolic process; cellular response to oxidative stress. NCBI's taxonomy places the organism in Eukaryota, Fungi, Ascomycota, Saccharomycetes, Saccharomycetales, Saccharomycetaceae. The record is from RefSeq and is a predicted model, not a curated record. Bases 1 to 1401 code for a protein of 466 amino acids. Gene Ontology annotation, molecular function: glutathione-disulfide reductase (NADPH) activity; flavin adenine dinucleotide binding; NADP binding. The transcript has a single exon.